Messenger RNA from Triplophysa rosa, 1576 nucleotides. RefSeq lists its product as uncharacterized. NCBI's taxonomy places the organism in Eukaryota, Metazoa, Chordata, Actinopteri, Cypriniformes, Nemacheilidae. The record is from RefSeq and is a predicted model, not a curated record.
AUGUGUUGGGAUUCCAAGUGUGUGAAUGUGGAAAAGUUUGACCCUGCUCCAUGUAAUUUGCAUGGAUCCAUUAACUUUUCACUUUCCUCAGGGUUCAAUAGCUCCAGUCUAAUUGAAGACAGCAAGCUUUUGGAAAUCUGCAAAGCCUUUGCCCAUUCAGGAGCUUUCAUUGUCACCGUUUUUUUCACCUGCCUCAUCAUAGUGGUUGUGCAGAACUCUUCGGAGCUGCGUGAGAACCCCCGCUACGCCCUGUUGUGUCUGCACUGCAUGUGCGUGAGCGGCUUCAACAUCAUGGGUGCAGUGGUGCACAGUUUACGCAGCCUUUGCUGGCCAGUCUCUCGAAUUGUCUGCUGGAUCCUCUUUGACCUGCAGGUAGUGAUGGCACGAGGUCUGAUGAUCACCCUCAUGCUAAUGUCUGUCACCACCUGUCUCUCUAUUUGCCUGCCACUCCAUUACCCGGCUCUGGUCCAGAGCUACCGCCACUGGGUGACGCUGCCGUCUUGUGCUUUUGCCCUGUUCAACCCCGUGGUGUUCACUGUCCUAGCCUGCGUACGCUACCCGUGGGACUACGUGAUUGGACUGGACACAGAGUGCUCUACAGCUUUGGAAGGCACGGCUUGCAUUGUUAGUGCUUUAACGCAGCUGUCAGUGCUGCGUUAUGAUGAUUAUGUUCAUCAUGUGGCCAUUUACCUGGAGGGCAGGCGUGUUGGCCAUUUCACACCUUCCAACGGUAAGGGCUGCUGCACCAUCCUCAUCCACCCUGGCCUGCAGAUGAGCUUGCACAUCCUCCCCUCUCUCAUCAUCAUCUCGCGGCAUCAGGAGAGUCUCGCGGUGACACUGCCACUUUACAUUGUCUUUUGCUCUGCACAGUCGCUGAGUCCUGUGGUGUUUGGCCUGUGCUUCAAAGAGCUCUCCAUGAAGAUGCCACAUCUCCUGCCAUGCACUCAGGGUAUCUGUGGCUACAUUGGGAGCACGGAUAACAGGAGCUUCGGGACAGUAACUAGUGCAGGCACUGGGGCCUGUAUAGAGAUGAAUGCCUCUGCCUGCGUGGCCACAGGCACCCUGUUUGCAGUUAUCUCAAAGUAUGAGGAGGAACAGAAAGAGACCUCAGACGUCACAGAGGUAACCGUGUAAGUGAGAUUCAGAUAAUGUUGAAUACAGUUCUUGGACAACAAACUUGCCUUUUGGAUAGAGUUUAACAGAGAGUUAAAGGAAUAGUGUAAAAAACGUCUCAUAAUUUACUCAUCCACGUGCUAUCUUAUGCCCACGUCAUCAAAGUAUCUUCUUAAACGGUGGUCAGCAUGGCAAAGUUAUAUCAUAGUUCUGUGUCAGCCACUGUUUCAAAAGGGAAGGGGGAGGGGUGGAGUGAGCCGUUGGUUGCAAUUCGAAGCCUCACCACUAGAUGCUGCUACAUUUCGUAAACCAUACCUGAUGCAUUUACUAAUGUUAACAAAUACAACCUUAUAGAGGGUAUGCAUUGACGUCACUUUCCCACGUGAACGCGCUGGGACACGCCCCCCUUGAGCACCAGGACACGUUCUAGGGCUGUAGUCAAGUCCACCGUUGUCGAGUCCAA